This is a messenger RNA of Entamoeba dispar SAW760, 576 nucleotides long. RefSeq names its product cation-transporting ATPase, putative. Bases 1 to 576 code for a protein of 191 amino acids. The record is from RefSeq and is a predicted model, not a curated record. The transcript has 2 exons. Gene Ontology annotation, cellular component: intracellular membrane-bounded organelle. NCBI's taxonomy places the organism in Eukaryota, Evosea, Mastigamoebida, Endamoebidae. Gene Ontology annotation, molecular function: P-type calcium transporter activity.
AUGGGAGGAAAAAUAUCAAAACAAGAAGAACAAAAGAAAGAAUAUACAGGACAACCAGAAGGAACACCUUAUUAUGAAAUUCAAGGAUGUGAAUUAGCUAAAAUGAUUAGUACUAAUAAUAAAGAAAUUUAUGAUAAAUAUGGAGGAAUUAUUGGAAUUAGUAAAAUUCUUAAAAAAAUUUGGUUUGAAGCACUUCAAGACAAAACACUUAUUAUUCUUAUUAUUGCAGCAAUUAUAUCAUUAAUAUUAGCAUUUGUUGUACCUAAUUCAGUUAAUAAAUGUUUAAAUAAAGAAAAAGAAGAAAAUAAAGAAAUUAAUACAGAUUGGAUAGAAGGAAUAGCUAUUUUACUUGCAGUUCUUGGAGUUUCACUUGGAGGAUCAGUAUCAGAUUAUUCUAAACAAAAAAAAUUUUUAGCUCUUUCAAAAGAAGAAAAAGAUGUUGGAAUUAAAGUUAUUAGAAAUGGAAAAAAUCAAAAAAUAUCAAUAUUUAAUUUAACUGUUGGAGAUAUAGUUAAUUUAGAUGUUGGAGAUAUUAUUCCAGCUGAUGGAAUUUAUAUUCAUGGGAAUGAUCUUUAG